AUGAUGGCGUUCGUCUAUAUAGAUGUCGUUAGUAGUCGUCGUACACUAAGGAAAUUUAUAAUUUCGAUGAAGAGUAGUCGAACAGUUAUAAUCAACGGUGAAGAAAUAUCACCAGGAUUCUAUUAUUACAACAAUUGUUCAGAUGAUUCUCCAUGGAAGUUUCCUUCUUAUAAUAGUAAUGAUUCAAAUGUUUUAAGUUUGAUUCUUAACAUCGGUAUUAUUCUUGUGGUGAUUGUUAUUGGAUGUCUUAUUGGCUUUUAUCUCUGCUGCUGUUGUCGACGAUGUUGGACCAAAGAUCGUCCGAGAGUCGACUCGAAUGAACAAGUCGAUCAUCAUGAGAAAGGAAACAACUAUGUUUAA
Molecule: messenger RNA, 360 nt
Organism: Adineta ricciae
Lineage: Eukaryota; Metazoa; Rotifera; Eurotatoria; Adinetida; Adinetidae
Source: the annotation of a GenBank genome assembly